This is a messenger RNA of Galendromus occidentalis (western predatory mite), 1791 nucleotides long. Its product is annotated as RING finger protein 145-like. Gene Ontology annotation, cellular component: endomembrane system. Gene Ontology annotation, molecular function: zinc ion binding; ubiquitin protein ligase activity. The transcript has 2 exons. Gene Ontology annotation, biological process: ERAD pathway; proteasome-mediated ubiquitin-dependent protein catabolic process. NCBI's taxonomy places the organism in Eukaryota, Metazoa, Arthropoda, Arachnida, Mesostigmata, Phytoseiidae. The record is from RefSeq and is a predicted model, not a curated record. The coding region runs from base 1 to 1791 and encodes 596 amino acids.
AUGGGGAAGUUAGUGAAUGCAUUCGGAGUAGCUCUCGACUCUACCAUGAGAGUUCCGGCUCUGUUCCUUGUGGACCAGUGGUAUCGGAGUGCCAGAAGUCACCCUCCACUGAGCAUCUUGAGCUACGAAACCGUUUAUGUCUGGAUCCAAACGAACGCUGUGUUCCUCAGCGCCUUCACCAUCCUUUUCUUGCCUGCGACGUUCCUCCACGCGCUCUACAAACACGCACUGUCGAUGAUCUUACUGAUCAUCUCCCACUUCGUCAGCGACUACUACGUUUCAAUGGAAGUCGGUAGAUGCAGCGAGAACCCUAAGUGCGACGUCUUCGAUAAUCUUCCGCUACAUUCGACCACGCUGCUCACACAUGUUCUUUUAACUGUGGUGAUUCGAAUCUUUCUCGAAAAUCCACGGUACUUACAAUCCGUCGCAGGGGUGUACACGCUCCCCAUUGCGGCUCGUAUGCUCGGGGCCCCGGUCAAAACCUUACCGGCAGCUCAAUUGGCCUCGAACACUGUGGUCGUUAUCGCUGGUUGGCUGCAUGUUGUCGAUCGCUGGGAUAGCACGAGACAAGCACUCCGAGAUUUAAGAUCCAGGGUGACCGUAGUUCUGGACACCGUAGAUCCUCUCUCGGCCGUCAAGUUCCUAUACGAGAACGCUUUCUCAGCACCGACUUACGUCGUCUACUGGUUUAUGAAUUUCGCAACCAGCGCCGUCGAUCUCUAUUUGGACGAUGGGCAUAUGGGUACGAAUAUCCUAUACUUCACUCUACAAUGUUGCGCGUCGGUAUGCGUUACGCCCCUGAACGUAUUGGCGACCGCGGUCGUCGUGUCCUACGUGGCGUAUGGAACCAUACAAGGUACGUCGGUGUUGAUUAACGCCGAGCGGGGGGACACACCUAUGCACUCGGGGUGGGCCCAGGGUGCGAUGAUGUUCGUUCUGGGGGUUCAAACUGGACUGAUGGAUUUGCCGACGGCGAUGCGACCCAGCGGUCUCCUUGUGAUAUUGUUUGUCGUCGUUUCUUCACUUCUACAAAGUGUCCUCGAAAUCACCGAGCCCGUAGUUCUGAGCUUGGGCGCUUCCAGAUCGGUGAGCGGAGUGCGGCACGCGAAAGCCUUGGCGGUGUGCCUUGUCCUAUUUGUAAUGCCAUUGCUCCUUACGGCUGAACUGGCUGAAGCUUUCCCGCUGGAUUUCUGGAUUCUUAUGGUGAUAGGUACGUGUAUCUUGACCUCUGUUCGAGUACUCGGAACAUUGACGGUGCACUGUAUAUUCGUGUACGACGGUAUUGUCGACGAUGGGACGACAGAUCUCGACGACGUCGUUUACUACGCGCGUGCCGUCAUCAAGGUGCUGGAAUUCAUCGUUGCGCUGUGCGUUGUCGCCGCCGGCGUACACGAGAACUUUUCCGGCAAGUGGAACAUGGCGAACAUUGUGAUACUCGUCAUCCACACGUACUUCAACGUGUACCAAAGAAUGCAAGCUGGGUGGAAGUCUUUCCUCUCACGGCAUGAAGCCUCGAUCAAGACGCUCUCGUUAGCCAACGCCACGGAUGAGCAGAUCGUCGACUACAACGACGUCUGUCCCAUUUGCUACCAAUCGCUUCAAGACUCGGGCUCCGUCUGCAUCACGCCCUGCAGUCAUCUGUUCCAUCGGAACUGUCUGCGCAAAUGGUUGUACAGUCAAGCCAAAUGUCCGAUGUGCCAUAAGAAAGUAAUGAGCUCGGCCGAUGAGAGGGAUUUUGAUAAGGAGGCUGCCGUCAACGUAUUGCGAGCUCUGGAACGAGAGGUUCAAUGA